This is a messenger RNA of Bacillus rossius redtenbacheri, 1551 nucleotides long. RefSeq names its product G kinase-anchoring protein 1-like. Gene Ontology annotation, biological process: signal transduction. The transcript is spliced from 7 exons. NCBI's taxonomy places the organism in Eukaryota, Metazoa, Arthropoda, Insecta, Phasmatodea, Bacillidae. Gene Ontology annotation, cellular component: Golgi apparatus. The record is from RefSeq and is a predicted model, not a curated record. The coding region runs from base 224 to 1216 and encodes 330 amino acids.
AAUCUUAGAUUUCUUCACUAUCUAUUGUUUUGUAUACCAAAAUAAGGAAGUUCAGACUCUCAUGUGCUUUCUGUGGUUUGAUGUGUUUUAUCUAUUAAAUUAAUUUACAUGCUGAAUUAUCUAUUUAUAUUACCGUAAUAAACGUGAAGAGAAAACUGUUGGGACUCUAAACCACUUUUCAUCACAUUGCAGAAAAAUAUAUUGUUAAAAUCUUACGGAAAUAAUGAUGGCGACAGCUGUAGCAUCCCGGUUUGCUGUUCUCAGUAUUGACGACGACGGUGAAGGUUCAAAGAAAAAUCAAAAGAAAGCGAUUGACAACAUUAAAAAGAAAGGUGGCGUUAAUCAAAAGUCUGAUACCUCACAGAAAAAAAAAGUCAAGAAGCCGGAUGUUAGCAAAGGCAGCCAGCAGCUGGCCAAGCCCAAGAGCAAGUCAGCGGCAGGCGGCAGGGGCGACGCCCCCCGGAAGAAGCAGCCAGCCAGCCAGGAGCAGUGGGACCAGUGGAAGAAGAAGGACUCGGAGUUUGUGGACGGCAACUUCGAGCAGCAGCUGGAGCAGGCUAUCCUGCUGUCCAAGCUGGACUACGAGGAGAAGAAGGACGUGUACGACCAGGCGAAGCGAGACGCCGAUGAGGAGCGACGUCCAGGGACCGGCAAGAAGAGCAAGAAGCCGGCCAAGCCCCAGGCCAUGUCGCUGGAGCAGUUCAACAGCAUGGGGGCUGCGCCCGAAGCCAACGCUGUCCCUUUGCCGCCUCCAGAAGCAGCCACGGAGCACGACCCAGAGUUUUUCGAUAGGAUCAAAGAAGACGCAAAGAAAGCUAUUGACCACGAGCACAGUCGAGAGACCAGGAAAGCCAGAGAGGUGUUCAACGAGGAGGUGAUAACGAUAGCGCAGUUCGAGGAGACGCUGGCGAAGAAAGACAAGGCGAUAGCGACCUUGGAGGAGGAGAUAGUCAAGCUGAAGGAGGAACUGCAGCAGGUGAAGACGCGCAACAAGAAGCUGUGCAACAUCCUGGCCCAUGGCGAGAUGCGGGACAAGGCGGAGGUGCUGGUGGAGGUGGACCGCCUGCAGAGGGUGCGAGACGAGCUGUCGGCCGAGGUGUCCAGCCUGCACGUGCAGCUGGAGCAGGAGCGCUCCAAGGUGCGCGCCCUCACGUCCGCCGACACCAAGGGCAAGGCGCAGAAGAAGAGGAGCACGAGCGAAACAAACCAGUCAUAAUGCCUUCCAGUGCGCAUCGUGUGUGCGACUGUUCUUCCAGCCGGGGGUUGCGGUGUGCUCCUGGACCUAGUGUGCGCGGUGCGGCAACACUGAUGCCAGGGAAUUCAAGUUGGACCUCAAAUUGUUGUGUUUGGUAGUGGUCUCUUGCGACAUUCAUAGUGCAUUAAGUUUGUUGCUGUGAUGUGUACCUAGUGUGCAUGUUAUGCAUACAACUUUUAAGUUUUUUUAAAUUUGUUGUAUUUUUGUAACAUGAUUGGAUGUUGUGCUGCAAUAUUUAAUUUGUAAAUAAUUUGUCUGUCAUAAUAGAUAAAUAACAAUGUAAGCAAGGUGUUGAA